AUGUGCAAGACUUUUAAUGGUUGGCGGCUCCGUCCGGAAAGAGCAACGGCAACUGGGGCCGAACCACUGCUGGCUCAAGCAGAUGGCGUGAUUAGUAUUGGCGGGCAUUAUCAACCUGGUAGCCUUCGUUUAGCGGCACCGACAGGCGGUAAUCUCGCCCGACCCGACUUCCGGGUGCCGGUGCAGCGCUUUGACUUUUUGGGAAUCGUGCCGCUGCGCAUCGGUUCCUCAGGCGGUCCCCAUGUCGAUUCCGGUCAUGCCAACCCAAUACACAUUUCCAAGACAUCCCCAGUCGAACGCAUAGAGCAGCGAUGUCCUCUUAGCCAGGGUGCAAGUGAGACGCUUGCAAAUAAUCCUAAAGCGCAAACAUCGCGCAAGAAUCCACGUGAAUAUUGCCCUUGCCGUGAACAGAGAAUAGAAUACCAUGUGCUGCCAUGGGCUCAAGGUCAGACUGAUUUAACCACCAAAAAGAAUCCGGCGGGUCGAAUCGUCGAUGCGAGAUUGCCCAAGGCUGGGACAAGUCCAAAGGAUGAGAUGCACUGGAAACUUGGAAUGGAGAUAUGUUUGAGUGUGAAAAAUCCCAAGGGGACGAAGUUGGAGUCGGUGAGUCGGGAUGCGAGAGUGAUUUGCAAGAUGAGAGAGGAGAACUCGAAGAAGGAAGUAAGACAAUAUUUGAAUCAAGUAAGAGAUAACCCAGGGACGCUUGGGCUCAAGUACUUUCCUGGCCCACGUAAUUGUUAG
Truncatella angustata is the source of this 741-nucleotide messenger RNA. RefSeq lists its product as uncharacterized. Bases 1 to 741 code for a protein of 246 amino acids. The transcript is spliced from 7 exons. Lineage: Eukaryota; Fungi; Ascomycota; Sordariomycetes; Amphisphaeriales; Sporocadaceae. The record is from RefSeq and is a predicted model, not a curated record.